ACCCAACCCAACCCCAACCCCAGCUGGGUUUCUUCCUGCCUUCUCUGGGGGCAAGAGUUUGGUUGUUGGGCCCCUCCCUCUCUCUCUCUCUCUCUCUCUCUCAAAUAGCCACUUUCUCUUCUACCCCAUCGAACGAACAUCAAUUUCUAGACAGAUAGAAAAGAAAUUCCUGAAACAAAUUUCCAGAGAAAAAGCAAUAGAAUGGCUCAAGUUAGCAAGCUCUCUGUUGCCAUCCAGUGCAAUAAUUGCAACGGCAUUCUGCCCAAGCCCCGGAAUCAGAAACCUCUUCUGGGUUGUUCCUUUUUGGGAUCGAAACUCAAGGGUGGUUGGGAGCGUUCUCUGUGUUUGAGCCACGAAAGGGCUUUGAACCACUCUUCUGUGAGAUUUAGGACUUCGGCAGCUUCGAUUGCCACCGCCGAGAAGCCUUCCGCCGCGCCGGAGAUCAUGUUGCAGCCCAUCAGAGAGAUCUCUGGCACCGUCAGGUUGCCCGGUUCUAAGUCGCUCUCCAACCGGAUUCUCCUUCUUUCUGCUCUUUCCGAGGGAACAACCAUUGUCGACAACUUGCUGAACAGUGAAGAUGUCCAUUACAUGCUCGGUGCUUUGAGGACCCUUGGGCUACAUGUGGAAGAGGAUAGUGAAAACAAGCGAGCCAUUGUAGGAGGAUGCGGCGGCAUGUUUCCUGUGGGUAAAGAAUCAAAGGAUGAAAUUCCACUUUUCCUGGGUAAUGCAGGAACAGCAAUGCGGCCAUUGACAGCUGCAGUUACUGCUGCUGGUGGAAAUUCGAGCUACGUACUUGAUGGGGUUCCUCGAAUGCGAGAGAGACCAAUAGGUGAUUUAGUUACUGGACUUAAGCAACUUGGUGCAGAUGUGGAUUGUUUUCUUGGGACAAACUGUCCUCCUGUUCGUGUAGUUGGAAAGGGAGGUCUUCCUGGUGGAAAGGUCAAGCUCUCUGGAUCAGUUAGUAGUCAAUACUUGACUGCUUUGCUCAUGGCAGCUCCAUUGGCUCUUGGAGAUGUGGAGAUUGAGAUUAUUGAUAAACUUAUUUCUGUACCUUAUGUUGAGAUGACUCUGAAGUUGAUGAAACGCUUUGGAGUUGAUGUGGAGUACACUGAUAACUGGGAUAGGUUCUUGAUCCGAGGUGGUCAAAAGUACAAGUCACCUGGAAAUGCUUAUGUGGAAGGCGAUGCUUCAAGUGCCAGUUACUUUCUAGCUGGUGCAGCUGUCACUGGAGGCACCAUCACUGUUGAAGGAUGUGGCACAACCAGCUUGCAGGGAGAUGUUAAGUUUGCUGAGGUUCUUGAGAAAAUGGGAGCAACAGUUACUUGGACGGAUAACAGUGUGACAGUCACAGGGCCACCCCGGAAUCCUUUUGGAAGGAAACACUUGCGUGCCAUUGACGUUAAUAUGAACAAGAUGCCUGAUGUUGCCAUGACUCUUGCUGUCGUUGCUCUUUUCGCUGAUGGUCCUACUGCCAUAAGAGACGUGGCUAGCUGGAGAGUAAAGGAAACUGAACGGAUGAUAGCGAUUUGCACUGAACUGAGGAAGUUGGGAGCAACAGUUGAGGAAGGGCCAGAUUAUUGUGUGAUCACCCCACCGGAGAAGUUAAAUGUUAUAGCCAUAGAUACCUAUGAUGACCACAGAAUGGCCAUGGCAUUCUCUCUUGCCGCCUGUGCAGAGGUUCCCGUCACCAUCAAGGACCCCGGUUGCACUCGCAAAACUUUCCCCGACUACUUUGAAGUCCUGGAGAGGUUCGCAAAACAUUGAGCAGCCCAUCAACGUUCGCAACAAAAUUGAAGGAAAAUCAAGAGGUUCCACCGAUGAUGCUUCGAAUACCAUGGUCCCCUGGAAAUGUAGAAUAGAGACCAAGGCAAGCCUUUUACCCCCUUUCAAUUUGCCUUGUUAUUGCUUAAGACAUAUAAUUCCUGUCGUGGUCAGAGAUUUUGUUGCUUAAAUCUGGAGUUCCCCCUAAGGAGUGAGUGUAAUUAAGCUGUUUUUGAUUGAUCCCAAGUCUAUGGAUGCUCAUUAGUUCAAUAAAUGACAUAAUUAUAUUGAUCUGAAGAUCAUUUUCUUGGUU
This is a messenger RNA of Diospyros lotus (date-plum), 2074 nucleotides long. RefSeq names its product 3-phosphoshikimate 1-carboxyvinyltransferase 2. The coding region runs from base 202 to 1764 and encodes 520 amino acids. The record is from RefSeq and is a predicted model, not a curated record. The transcript has 8 exons. Gene Ontology annotation, molecular function: 3-phosphoshikimate 1-carboxyvinyltransferase activity. Gene Ontology annotation, biological process: aromatic amino acid biosynthetic process; chorismate biosynthetic process. Lineage: Eukaryota; Viridiplantae; Streptophyta; Magnoliopsida; Ericales; Ebenaceae.